AUGAUCUACUCUUCUGGAAGGGAAUCAUACUUCAACUUGAACUCAACCUGGUACGAUCCCUCAGGCUCCUGGCUGGACACCCGGCGCACCCCCUUCCGCUAUGGCUACAACAAUUGCUGCUCAGGGUGCGACGGUGAAGGCGUUGAAGGGAUGAGAGGGCACAACUACCGUCACUAUGGCUAUCGGCAGCCAGUCUGCUCCGAGAGGUGCCACGGCUAUGCUGUGUCUGAUUCCUGCCAUGGAGGUGGUUCAAGCUGCGUCAGGAGACCCACGUGCAGCUAUGGGUCAUCAGGGGGAUGCCAGAGCUAUGGGAGGUCCGUCUGCUCCGAGAGAUGCCACGGAUCCUCAGGUUCAUGCCAUGGAGGUGGUUCAAGCUGCGUCAGGAGACCCACGUACAGCUAUGGGUCGUCAGGGGGAUGCCAGAGCUAUGGGAGGUCCGUCUGCUCCGAGAGAUGCCAUGGAUCCUCAGGUUCAUGCCACGGAGGUGGUUCAAGCUGCGUCAGGAGACCCACGUACAGCUAUGGGUCAUCGGGGGGAUGCCAGAGCUAUGGGAGGUCCGUCUGCUCUGAGACGUGCCAUGGAUCAGGGUACCAAGGUGGGAAGCCAUGCUACAGCAAGCCAACGCAGUGCAUCACCCAGUGCCCCCCAGUGCAGACCUGUCCCUCUCCGGUGCAGCAAGGCUGCGUGCCUGCUGCAAAGUGCAUCCCAAGCCAGCAACAAAAGCAGGUCUGCAAAGUGCCAGCCCAGAAGACAAAAUAG
Messenger RNA from Pezoporus flaviventris, 759 nucleotides. Its product is annotated as loricrin-like. The record is from RefSeq and is a predicted model, not a curated record. The coding region runs from base 1 to 759 and encodes 252 amino acids. Lineage: Eukaryota; Metazoa; Chordata; Aves; Psittaciformes; Psittacidae. The transcript has a single exon.